Molecule: messenger RNA, 462 nt
Organism: Penicillium crustosum
Lineage: Eukaryota; Fungi; Ascomycota; Eurotiomycetes; Eurotiales; Aspergillaceae
Exons: 1
Coding region: 1-462 (153 amino acids)
Source: RefSeq, a predicted model, not a curated record
AUGUCGAGCGAUGUGUCAUACUUUCACAGAAGGUCAUCUGGAUUAGACGCAGCUGUGAACAGAGAAAUCAACCUACGAACUGGCAAGAUCACAUGGGCUGACGAAUUCAUGCACGAAUGUAAGCGCUAUUUCAGAGGUGAAGGGCACAUUGCUAUCACCAGAGCAACGGGAAGAUUCUUCAGAACUCAACGAAGCGAGUUUAACACAGUUGAAGAGUUUAUCACCGGGGUCCAAAACUGUUUCAUAGCAGCAAGAGAUCUCAAUGGCCUCAUGGUGCCAUACCACAUGAUGAUAAUCAUCACCCUCGAGCUCUCCGAAAUACCUGAAUUGAAGAGUUUCAUCACCAUGAAAAACAGCGAAUUGGGACGCAACCCAGAUCCUGGAAGCAAUUUGACAAUCGACGAUGUGCUUACGUACUGUCAAGAAAUCAUUGACAACGCCGCUUGUGAGAGAACCAUUUGA